AUGUGGCUGAUGGCGAUGCUCUUUUUUGGAGCAUGCGCGGCUCAGCAGGAGGAUGAUGGUUAUCAGAAAAAUCAUGUCAUUGGUGAACCGUUUGUCAAUUGUGCCGCCGAUGCUAUUUACGUCAAGUUCCGCACGGCAACGACGUUUCACGGACAUGUCGACGUGAAAUUUACGCCAAACAAGUCCUGCUUUCAGACACUUGUCACCAAUAAUCAAAUCGAAGUUUUAAUACCGCACGAGGAAUGCAUGGUCCCACGGCAAAGAAGUCUUCAACCAUCUGGCCUGAUACUUGAAUCAGCUCUAUCUGUCUCAUUUCAUCCAGAAUUUACAACAUCCGACGAUCGGAUAUUUAAUUUGAAAUGUUUCCACCAAAAUCGCAAAAAUGGCACAAUUCUUGCCGUCGGAUCACCAAAACCGCCACCAAUUGACGAAGAUGGUCCUAAUUGUCAUUACGAAGUCAGAGAUGGUCCCGGUGGGCCUCUUGCCGGUAGAUUAGCACUCGGACAAAGUGUCUACCAUAGUUGGAGAUGUGAGAAUAUCAAAGAUGUCUGCAUGAAGGUUGAAAAGUGUGAGCUGAUCGGUGGUGAGCAAAAGCAUGAAGUCAUCGAUGAGUUUGGUUGCUCCAAAGAUUUUAACAUAAUGCCACAAUUGGAAUAUCAUAAUAAGACUCAUGCUGGCGCAAAUGUUCGAGUAUUCGGAGUAUCUUAUACUCCUAUAGUCUAUUUUUCAUGUAGAAUUCGGCUAGAACCGCUUAUUGGUGGAUCAGAAUGUCCUAAAUUGGAUUGCGAUUCAGGAAAUGGAGUUAAACGGAGCCGAAGAGACGUCGAUUUAACAGCAAUUGACGUUCGAUCGCAAAAUUUGGAAAUUUCGCAAUUAGUGAAUUCUUUUGAUGAAAAGCCGAUUCAAUGCUCACAAUCAGACGAGAUCGACAAUGGAAGGCAGGUGGAAGCUGCACAAGUCGAGCAGGGAGAACUCCAAAUAUGCGCAAACUUCCAAAUUGUAUUGAUUUCUUCAAUAACCUUAACAGCGACGUGCAUUCUUUUAACAACCCUCGUUGUUGUUUUAAUAGUCCGCCGGCAGAAAUACGAAAUCGCAAGCAUGUCAUAA
Caenorhabditis bovis is the source of this 1107-nucleotide messenger RNA. The record is from the annotation of a GenBank genome assembly. Lineage: Eukaryota; Metazoa; Nematoda; Chromadorea; Rhabditida; Rhabditidae.